GCGUACGAAACGAGGGAAACAAAUCGGACUCUGACAACGACGAUGCAUACUUUCUUCUCAUCGGAAGAACUCUCCGAAUCCUUCUGGUCGCCACAGCCGCCGCCGCCGCCGCCGCCAUCUUCGCCGCCAUCGUAUUCUCCUUUUCGAUCGCUGGAUCCUUCCUUGACGAUGAACCGAAGCGCCUCUGAGUGGGCGCUCGAGAGGUUUCUUGAGGAAGUUUCGGCGUUGCCUGUGAACAGUUGCCCUUCGACUACCUCCGAUCGCGUGGUCGUUUCUCCGGUGGAUGUGGCAUCUCCUGCUUCUCAGUCUUCGACAUCGAAGCGUGAUGAAGGUGAUGAUGAGAUUUUGGAGAUCAAGAAGGCGGAUUGUGAUCACGAUCGUUCUCAGCCAAUUCCGUCUUUGGAUCCGUCGAAAAUGGCUCGGAGUAAUCCUGAUCAGUACCGUGUGUUUUUGAAGAAUCGUCUUGAUAUGGCUUGCGCUGCUGCGGCUCUGUCGCGGGUCGCGUCUUCGGAGCCCAAAGGCCCAGUCCAGCCAGCCGAUCACCCUGGGCAAACAUCGAACGCAUUCGAAUUUGGCAUUCAAGCCCCGGGCCAAGGCUCUGAUCGUGGAACUUCAACAAAAGAAAGUGAGGCUACUGGUAGUCAACUUGGGAUCCCAUCCUUACCUGCAAUGCCUAAGAAGCUUGGGAUACAAGCUGUUCAAACAACAAGUGGAUCAUCCAGAGAUGAGUCCGAUGAUGAUGAUCUUGAAGGAGACAUUGAAAACAUUGAGAAUAUGGAUCCUGGUGAUGCAAGACGAGCUAGGAGGAUGUUGUCAAAUAGAGAAUCAGCAAGACGCUCCAGACGACGAAAACAAGCACACUUGAAUGAACUUGAGACACAGGUCGGUCAACUUAGGGUUGAACACUCUACUUUGUUAAAGCGUCUAACAGAUGUAAAUCAGAAGUACGAUGAUGCAGCUGUUGACAAUAGAAUUUUGAAAGCUGAUAUCGAGACUUUAAGAGCGAAGGUGAAAAUGGCUGAAGAAACAGUGAAGAGAGUGACAGGAGUGAAUCCACUGCUUGCUGCCAUGUCUCAAAGCCAAAUGCCGUUUGUCAGUAGCCAAAUGCCGUCGCAAUCCAACACCCAAUUCUUCCACCGAAACAUGUCUCCAUUUGCAAACAGCCCCCCACAUCACCAGAAUUUGGAAGGCCCUGUUCCAACUAUUUCUCCACCCAUUCCACAUGUUGGAAGAUCACAAAAUGACGUGGCAACCAAAAUGACCGAUAUGCCCUCCGUGCAUAUUGAUCACGUGCAGAAGCAGACCGUGCAUGGCACAAUGUCAGGUUGGGAUGCAGAACCUUCACACGCUGCUCCAAACCACAAGAAUUGAAUGCCGUUUCUGUUCCAAAUUUUCCAAGGUCGGUCGUUUGCAAGGUAUCUACCAUUUACAUGUAACAUCGGGCUUGUGGCAUUAAAGGGAUUAAUAAGAAAUGAAAUACUCCUUACCUAUUGUUUUCAUUUCAUGUUCCAUUAUGUAAUAAGACUUGGAUCUCGUUUUAAGUAGGUAUUUUUUCAGAAGCAAAAAUCAGUUGGCUAGUUGGUUCCAUAUAAUAUUUUACCAGUUUUUCACUUUGCAAACAGCCUUAGAAAGGAACUGAAUACAGCAAUUUGAGCAUCUAUGAGUAAAAUUGAAUGUGAUAUA
This is a messenger RNA of Cucurbita moschata (crookneck pumpkin), 1683 nucleotides long. Its product is annotated as light-inducible protein CPRF2-like. Bases 43 to 1371 code for a protein of 442 amino acids. Lineage: Eukaryota; Viridiplantae; Streptophyta; Magnoliopsida; Cucurbitales; Cucurbitaceae. The record is from RefSeq and is a predicted model, not a curated record. The transcript has 6 exons. Gene Ontology annotation, molecular function: DNA-binding transcription factor activity. Gene Ontology annotation, biological process: regulation of DNA-templated transcription.